Molecule: messenger RNA, 2172 nt
Organism: Pyrenophora tritici-repentis Pt-1C-BFP
Lineage: Eukaryota; Fungi; Ascomycota; Dothideomycetes; Pleosporales; Pleosporaceae
Biological process (GO): regulation of DNA-templated transcription
Molecular function (GO): zinc ion binding; DNA-binding transcription factor activity, RNA polymerase II-specific
Source: RefSeq, a predicted model, not a curated record
AUGUCCUAUCGCGGAAGGCCCAGUAAGGGUUGUGAGGCUUGUCGAGCCCGUAAAGUCAAGUGCGACGAGGCUAAACCAUCAUGUACGCGAUGCAGCAAGGCAGGCCACGAAUGCAAAUAUCGCGAUCAAGCCGACAUUCUAUUCCGGAACCAGACAGCUUCUGCUGCUCAAAGAGCAGAGGAAUCAUGGCGGAAGAGAUCAAAGUCGCACCAGCGUGCACCCGCCAGCGAGAAAACCACCAUCGUUGCCAAGACACCACCAAGCAACGGAUCUACUCCUCCUGCUCUGACAGAUGACCAACGCUCGUCCAGUGGCAGUGCACACUCGCCCAGUGGAUCCACUGACGACCAGGCUCAAGAGGCAGCAACCUCAAUCACAUCAAUCAUUGAUUUGAGCAAGAUGACCAUCACUCCCGCAUUGAAUCCAGACUUCCGCCGCAAAGCUUUUGAAAGAUUUGUGUACGAUUUUGUCCUACCGGAUUCCCCGGACAGGGACCCGAAUCAGCCCACCGAUGCCUUGUGGAUGUUUAUGCCAUUGCUUUAUGAGAACGCGCCCCAGGACUCUUUGAUAGCCACAACAGUCGAUGCUGUUUCAUAUGUCAAUUAUGCAAACAGGUGUCAUGACUCCCAUGCAGCCAUAUUGGCUGAAGAGUGUCUUGGCAAGGCUAUUCCCAUGUUGACAAAGUUGAUUGCGGACAAAAAGCAGGCAGCCUCAGACGAGACACUGUGCUCUGUAUAUCUAAUGGGAGUCUACGAGAACUUCACUAACGUGCAACGGAAAGGCACUUUCAUCGCUCAUCAGAAUGGUGCAAAUGCCCUACUCCAGCUUCGAUCGGUCGAGCAGUAUCAGUCCCACCCCAUAUCAGCCAAAAUUUACGAAGUAGCAUAUGGACAGAUGUUGCUAGGAAACCUGCAAUCUGCAAAGCGGCCACCAAUACCUAAAAGAGACGUUGCAAAAGUGGACUCAUACCUCCCAAGUCUCUACAACAACUCCAAUGUCUUCGUCAUGAGCCUUAUUUGGAAAGAGGCAAUGGUACAUGCUAAAUGGCACGAAGUCAAACAAAGCCCCAAUCCGCCUACUAGCCGUCUAGCAUUGUAUGAACUCAUGCAGAAUGCCCUUCAGCUAGAUAUUGCAUUCCAGGGAUGGGAAUCUUCCAUCACACCAGCGUGGAGAUACGAAAUGUUGCCCAACACACCCGAGGUUCGGCGUACCUACAGCAAGAAAUGGCAGGAGCUAUUUCUAGGUUGCCGAGGCGCGCCACCGGAAGUUCACUCAUAUCCCACCAUGAAGAGAUGUUGGAUCUGGGGUUUCUAUCGCACAAGCCGGAUUUUUCUUCUCCGCGAUACGCUUGAGAUACUCAAUUGGAUGUUGAGAUUCCCAGAGCCAAGUGUACCGUUUGUUCCAAUGGGCCCUCCACCUACAGCUCAAGGGCAGUCCAUAUCGGCGGGGCUGAGUGACAGAAAUCUAUGUUUACUUCACUCUGUUACUACAACCCAUUUGGUUGAUGUCAUCGAGAAGAAUUGUUCUGCCAUGAUUGGCAGCUUCACCGUUCCAAUUCACCUCAAGUCCUUUGACGAUCUCUGCGGUAUGCGAGGCUAUAUAUCCCUGUGGCCGCUAGGUGUCAUGGAUUCUGUGCUCAGCUCUGGUCUGGUACCUGAUAGUAACGCAGCCAGCAGUCCGCCAGCGAGCAGCUAUACUUCAACAUCCUCGCCAGCUUACUCCCACUCCCCCCAGACACUACAUCAAAUGUCCCCAGGGAGUUCCGACGGGCGUAGUUCGGGUACACAAGCAGCAAACCACGACUCAUAUGCUACAGCACCACAGUUCACGGAGCUCGCCAGCAUCAUUCCGAAGUCUGAAGGUGAUCAAACCUCCAGCGCGGGUAGCAGUCCAUCGAACAGCACACCCGUAUACGACCAUACUGCAAAGAAAGGCCACAUCUUUGACUCCAACCCUGCACAUCCUUGGGAUCAUCCAUUCAAUCUUCCUUUAUUUGAAAUGGGAAUCGCCGAACCAAGACAGCUCGACGUCAUGGGCAUACGGGAGUGGAUCAAUCGUUUGCUUUACUACAUUGCAUCUGAUCUCGGUGUUAAGAAGGCCCUCUAUGUACCGCUUACAGAGGGUUACAUGUCUACUGUUAAGCCAGCUGUUGAUCAUAUCCUAGGUCGCUGA